Paramecium sonneborni is the source of this 1092-nucleotide messenger RNA. The record is from the annotation of a GenBank genome assembly. NCBI's taxonomy places the organism in Eukaryota, Ciliophora, Oligohymenophorea, Peniculida, Parameciidae.
AUGUCCAAUCAAUAGGUAUAAUCUAACAAAUAGUAUCCUUAAUCUAAUUAAUAAUAAUACCCUUAAUAGUAUCCAUUAUAAUAUCCUUAAUAUUAAUAAGCGUAAAUUUAAUAAUCAAAUGAUGAAUAGUCAUAAUAAUAGUAAUAUUAUAAACCUUAAUAACAUCAUGAUUCAUAUUAAUAAGUUCCUCAUUAUCAAUAAUCCAUUCCUUAAAAUAAUGUUGCCUUUAAUAUUGAAGAAUAAUGUAAAUUUUAUAAGUUUAAAUAAAUAGAGAAAAACCCUUUGGAUGAUUUUGAACAUGCUGACUCUUUGUUAUGCAAUGUCGGAUUUGAUUAGAGAAAGAAUUUUAUUGUUAAAGUUUAUAGUUUAUUGACAAUCUAAUUAUUUGUGACAUUUCUUAUGGUUACUAUAGCCUGUUUUUCAUAGUAAUUUAGAGAUCUUUUAAUUAAUCCUAAUAAUUAUGAAGCAACACCAUUUUAUUGGACAAUGUUUUCAAUUUCAUUUGUGACAGAAUUAGCUAUUUUUUGUUUUAAAAAAUUAGCAAGAAAAGUAAUAAUAUAGAAUAUUAUAAUAAAGGUUCCAAAUAAUUAUAUUGCUUUGACAAUUUUUACAAUAAGUUUUUCUUUUGUUGUUGCUGGAUCAUGUGCACUUUGUAAAGAUGUCUUUGUAAAUGGUGGAACAUUAAUUUUAAUAGCUGCACUUAUGACAUUUGUUGUCACUGCUUCAUUAACAGUUUAUGCAUACAAAACAAAAAAUGAUUUUACUUUGGCAGGUAUAAUAUGAAAUUCUAUUUAGGUGGUUCAUUAUUCAUUUUUUCAUCUAUUCUAUUUAUCCUCUUUAUUUUUGCAUAUUGCUUCUUUGACCUUAUUCUUUGGCUCAUAUUAUGUUCAUUUUCUGUAAUUCUUUAUGGAUUCUAUUUAAUUUAUGAUACUUAAUUGAUUAUAGGAGGAAAAGUACUUUUUAUUUUUUAAUUAGACUCAUAAAUUAACGAUUGAUGAUUAUGUAAUUGGAACAAUGUUCAUUUACAUAGAUGUUAUCAUUAUGUUUUUGAGAAUAUUGCAAAUUCUGAUGAUAUUAUUUGGAAAAAAAUGA